Molecule: messenger RNA, 3556 nt
Organism: Gadus chalcogrammus (walleye pollock)
Lineage: Eukaryota; Metazoa; Chordata; Actinopteri; Gadiformes; Gadidae
Exons: 13
Coding region: 11-3556 (1181 amino acids)
Source: RefSeq, a predicted model, not a curated record
AAUCAACGGCAUGCUGCACGUCAUGAAUGCUCAGACUCACUUAGUCUCGCUUGCCCGUGUGUUGCCCCGUCACUCUCAUUGUGCUGAUGCCAUUUGGUUGUGCGUGACCGUGUCUGAAGCUGGCGUACAGGUCCUUCAGGCCCUCCCGCUCCCGCUGGUGACGCCUCCGACUCCACCUCCCCCGGCACCGUCCUCCACCCCACCACCACCACCACCACCACCACCACCACCACCACCACCACCACCACCACCACCACCACAAGUUGCGGCUGCUCCACCGACGGUCGGGCUUCCUGCUCGGGCUCCGGCGCAGACCAGGGUGGAGCCUCGUGGCGUCUCCGUGGAGGAGACGCCGUGCGGGGAGGCCACCCUGGCGCCGGAGCCGAAGAAGAAGAGGAGGAAGACGACGACGACGGGCGACGUGGAGCAGCCGGCAACGCCCGCUCCUGCUCGGGCUGAGACCCGGUUGCCUGAGGGCUGGCGGACAGCCCUCACCGGGGCAGAGCAGGAGUGGAUCGGCCGGGCGCUGUUCCAGCAGACCAGCGGGGGGUCCCUCAAGCUAACCACGGACCUCAAGCUGUGGUGGGACCCCCCCCAGCCCCGGCUGAACUAUACUCAGCCACCCGCCUCGGCGGCUGCCUUCUUCGCGUGUCGGUUGUUCCUCUGGGCGCCCCUGCACAUGUGGGGUCCCCGGCCGACAUGCUGCCAGAAACAUCUCACCAAGUGUGGGAUGUACAAGACCAUCCGGAAGGUCUUGGACAUCGACGGCUGGUACUUGAUGGCCACCGAGUACCUGGAGUGCCGUCGGUGUCGGAGGAAGGUAGCCGCCUGGUCGCAGGAGGUCGUGAGGCAGCUGGGAGAGGGGCAUCGCGCCCUCUUCCCGGCGAUCCUCACCUACAAGCUUGCCUGCGACCGGCGGGUCAUCAUCCAGCUGCGUGAGCGUACUCGGGGGAACAGCGCCACGCAGCUGCAAAAAAAACUCUGUGAGGCACACACAGAGGCCUGGAUGCGGCGGUCCAUACACUACCUCAGCGUCAUGGAGCCCUUCACGUCGACGGGUGUCGUGCGCCAGUGCACCCCACCGCCGAAACCAUCGCCAGACGUGCCGCAGUACGGCUGGCUGUUGGUGGUGUACUGCCACGACAUCCUGUCUCGCCUGGAGGACGUGAAGGCCCGGGUCACCUCAGUCUUCGGAUCCAUCUUGAAGAUGGAUUCGACCAAGAAGGUGACCCGGAAGCUCGCCGGUGCCGCCGCCCAUACCGCAGCCUGGGCGACCAACGUGGGCAACGAGCACGGGCAGGUGCUAAUGUCCGUGCUCACGGCCACCGAGGGGGGUGGCCUGUUGCCCAUGGCCGCGGGGUUAAUGCGGCGGUACCGGGACGCUGGGGGUGUCACAACCGAGAGCCACCAGCUCUACAAGCCCUUCCUGCAGCAGCUGUCCGCCAGUAUCUUCCUGUGGGACCCAGAGGACACAGCCCGGUUGCUCAACGCCAAGAGGAGGACGCUAGAGGCGCAGGGGAUGACCUUCUCGUCCGAAGCCGGAGUGUGGAGGCACGUCAGCCGCAGGGAGAUGGCUCUCCAUUGCCGUCGCCGCACGCGUGGAGCUGCGGCGACCGAGCGGCUGAUUGAUGACCUCCUGCAAACCUUCGGCGGUGCCAACGGGCGAGACACCAUGGGGAUUCCCCUGCUGGACCGAGACCGCAUCCAGGACCCGCCGGGCGUGGAGCUGUACACGGAGACAGGCAGGCUGACCAAGGGGGGGAUCAGCCUGCCGACGUACCGUUGUGCGCGCGGCUCCACGUCCCUGGAGUCGUUCCAUCUCCACCUCAACCGCUUCAUUCCAGGAGAAAGUGCCAACCCUUGGCACUUCCAGGCUUUUCUCCUGGAGGGGUUGGUGAGAUGGAACGAGGACAGGGCGGCGUCCGCGGCACAGGAGGGUCGUCCGCUGCUCCGCACCUACAGUGGCCCCCUGCAGCACUCCCUUGACCAGCUCAGCCAACGGGUGCUUGGCUCGAGUUUGGUCAGGGACUACACCAAGCCCAGGGAGUACACGGGGGAACUCAUCGGCAUCGAGUACCUGUACUCCCAGACGGGCAGAGUGCUGCAGGACGUCAGCUUGGACCCUGACGUUCCGGACGCGGGUCCACCGCCUACCGAGGAGGACGACGAGCUCGCCGAAGGCCGGCAUGAGUUGGAGGACCUCACACUCCACGGCAACCAGCUGACGCACCCGCGCCCCGAGCCAUCCCGUCCGACCGAUCCCCCCGAGCCCGCGCCCCGCUCCCCCGGCCGGUCCUCACCAGAGCCUCAGCAGACCGCUGAGGACUACCGAGGACCAGACGACCAGCCGGGGUACCUGGCCGUGGUCCGCUUGGCCACGGCCUUAGUGGGGCUGCGCCACGAACAGGCCCUGUCCGAGGGGAGGGUAGACGAGCUCAUCGGGCUCUACGAGGCCCUGUCCCCGUUCGACAGGGCCCGAGUAGUUUACCCUCCCCGCUACACGGACGGGGCAGCUCGGGGGGGUCGAUUCAUGGCAGCGAAGCCAGGCCGCACCAGUAUCCCUGGUGUGGAGAGCCUGCGACGCUGCCUGGUCGGACAGACCUCUGGACCCGCCAGCAGUCCCAGCACAAGCCGGCUGGUAGAAGCAGUGUGCGUCCAGCUCUGCAACCUGUACCCUACGGGCACCCGUGUGCAAGGCGGCGCCCGGGGUACACGGUGGGACAGCGCACUGCUUCGUUACCGCCACAUCCGGGAGCUUGUGCUGGGACACCAGAGGUUGAUGGCUCGGGCGCCCGUUCAGCUCUUUGAGCUGAACGCUAGGACCCUCUCGCUGUGGUUUACCCGGACGCAGCGAGAGAAGGAGAGGGCUGUGCUGACUCCAGGCGUUGCAGCAGACGGAGGACGACCACCGGCGGCGGCGGCCGCGGCGACAGCGCCGGGCCCGGCCUCAGCAGCGGCGGUGGAUCGUCCGGCGGCAGCAGCAACGGCGACGCCGGCGGUGCCUCAAGGCCGGGCGACGACAGCGGCAGCGAGGGGGGCGGCGGCGGCGGCCCCGGCAGCGGCACCGGCUGUGGCAGCACCGGUGCCCGCUCUGCCGGCGCCCAGACGGCUACUGGCACCUCGACAGCCCGCCCCCUCGGCUGCUUACCCGGUCUUCCUGCCGACGGCUGCUGCUGCCGCAGCUGCAACUGGACCUUUAAGAGCAGCACAGCCUCUCCUUGUGGACCUCUCACUGCCCCGGCAGUAUGUGUGGGUGCUCCCCGUCCCCCCCCCCCUCCUGACGCUCCCUCGGACAUUGCCGGCUCCACACGUCCUCCCUCGGCCGCUGGCCGCCGCACAGCACGCCGGCCCUGAGCUGCCUGUAGCCCUGCCCGCCGCACAGCACGCCGGCGAGCUCCCUGCACAUAAGUGCAGUAAAUGCGGCCAGCCGAGGCGGAGGGAGACCGGACACUCCCGCCACGGCAGAGAAUACUUCUGCUCUGUCGCGGCGGGUCAGAGUGUGGAGGACUGGCUGAGGGAGAAGAAGGAGCGGGACCAGGGUGGAGCCCCGCGCUGA